Aricia agestis (brown argus) is the source of this 1637-nucleotide messenger RNA. Its product is annotated as NECAP-like protein CG9132. The record is from RefSeq and is a predicted model, not a curated record. The transcript is spliced from 5 exons. The coding region runs from base 159 to 875 and encodes 238 amino acids. Gene Ontology annotation, biological process: endocytosis. NCBI's taxonomy places the organism in Eukaryota, Metazoa, Arthropoda, Insecta, Lepidoptera, Lycaenidae. Gene Ontology annotation, cellular component: membrane; clathrin vesicle coat.
UUUGAAAUAAUUGUGAUAAAAACUUAUUGUGGGGUAAAAAAACCAAAAGGUUUUUAGAUUAUCCUUCUAAGAUCUACCGUUAUUUUGUUAAGUUGGACAUACCAAUAUUUAUAUCAUAAAAUAUAAAAAUAAACGUUUAUUUUUUGUCAAUUUUUAAGAUGGAAGCUUACGAAAGUGUUAUACUCGUGAAGAACGAAGUUUUUGUCUUUAAAAUUCCCCCAAGGACUUCCAAUCGAGGAUACAGGGCAGCAGAUUGGAAUUUACAAGAGCCACAAUGGACGGGGCGUAUGCGCCUCGUAUCGAAAGGUGACGAGUUGAUUAUGAAAUUGGAGGACAAAACUUCUGGCGAACUGUUUGCCAAAUGUCCGAUCGAUAAGUAUCCCGGAGUCGCCCUUGAAUCUGUAUCAGAUAGCUCGAGAUAUUUUGUUGUCAAAAUUCAAGAUGAUAAUGGAAGAAGUGCAUAUAUUGGCCUAGGAUUUGGUGAUAGGUCGGACUCCUUUGACUUGAAUGUUGCUCUGCAAGAUCACUUCAAGUGGCUGAAAAAGGAGCAAGAAGGAGAGCCAGGGGAUCAACAGCAGCUUGAUCUCAGUUUCAAAGAUGGAGAAACCAUUAAGAUUAACAUGAAGAUUACUAAAAAGGAUGGCAGCGAAGGCAGUAGACCCCGUAGAGUGGCAGGUACCGGUGGGGGGCUUCUGCCUCCUCCCCCUGGGGGCUCCAGGCUGCCCCCUCCCCCCUCACCGCAGCAUGCACAUCCUCCUGCGGGCACUCCUGCUGUUCCCAACACUGAGUGGGGAGACUUUAACUCUGCCAGUGCUUCAGCCCAACUAGCCAAGCCAACGACACCAGCCAACCAACAAAACUGGGUACAGUUUUGAAAUAUUUCUAUUUGUGUAUAAAAUAACUAUAAAUAAUGUUUAUUUAAACUUGUAGAAGUUAUAAUAAUUUGCUUAUAGUUUAAUCAGCUGUAUAUUUUUCUGUGUUUUUUCUAACUAAAUGUGAACUGUGUUCGUAUCAACUUUUUUUACAUAGAACUAGAUGUUGUAUUACGUAGCAAUAAUGUAUUAAUGCAUAAAAUUAAAAACAAGUUUAAGAUUACUUAUCUUAGCAAUAAUUGCAGCAUACUUGUUUAAAUGAUAACUAGAGGAAAAAGAUGCCAGUUUAAUUUGCAAGUAUCAUUUGUUUACAACUUACAACAGAAAUUUUAUAUAAGUAAUAUGUUUUAUUAUGAGGCUUAUUAUUAAUUACUUCGAUAUAUUAUUAUUAUCUUAAUAUUGGUGGGGGCAAAAUUAUUUAAUAGACUUUGCAUAUUAUUUAAGCAUAGCAUAUUUUUAGUAUAACUUAUGAAUAAUUUAUUUUAAAUGGUAAGCUACUAUAGCUUAGCCAUACAAACUAAAACGAACAAUCCAAAUUGCUUUACAGCUCCCUUGAAUUGUCUGAUUAGACACAUAUACUCAAAUAUUAAUUAGCAGUUCAACCACAUAUGACCACAUCUUCAACCGUUGCAAUUAUUUUUUUUGUAUUUAAAAAUUCUGAGUAUAUGAAGAAAAAAUUUUGGGACUGGCCGAGCUAAAAUUUCGUCAUCAUUGCAUAACAGUUACUUAUAUAUUUUAUAGUUUGUUUCAAUAAUUAAAUUAUAC